Messenger RNA from Agrilus planipennis (emerald ash borer), 2291 nucleotides. It is a transcript of the gene Mccc1, whose product is annotated as methylcrotonoyl-CoA carboxylase subunit alpha, mitochondrial. The coding region runs from base 96 to 2234 and encodes 712 amino acids. Gene Ontology annotation, molecular function: methylcrotonoyl-CoA carboxylase activity; ATP binding; metal ion binding. The record is from RefSeq and is a predicted model, not a curated record. Gene Ontology annotation, cellular component: mitochondrion. NCBI's taxonomy places the organism in Eukaryota, Metazoa, Arthropoda, Insecta, Coleoptera, Buprestidae. The transcript has 10 exons.
UAAGAAGUCUAAUAACAGAGAAACACAUUUCAUACAUAUUUUCAUCAUUACCAGAAAAUAUCUUAAUAUUUAUCGUGUGUAACCUUAUUGUUAAAAUGUUUUCUUGGGCAGUAUUACUUAGAAGUACCACAAAAUGCCAUAAGUUAUUUGUUUCCAAUAAUAAGGCAUUUUUACAAAGAUGCGGUUUCAAAAGUGACGUGAUUCAAAUAGAUAAGAUAGUGAUAGCGAAUAGGGGAGAAAUCGCGUGCAGAAUAAUUCGGACAGCGCGCAAACUUGGAGUGAAAACCGUUGCAAUUUUUAGCGAUGCCGAUGAAAAUGCAAUGCACGUUGCUAUGGCAGAUGAGGCUUAUCGAAUUGGUCCACCUCCAGCAAAUCAAAGUUAUUUAUGCGGGGAUAAAGUAAUUGAAAUUGCAAAAAGAUCGGGCAGUCAAGCCAUUCAUCCAGGUUACGGUUUUCUUUCGGAAAAUGCCGAAUUUUCCGAGAUUUGUCACAAAGUGGGUGUAACUUUUAUUGGACCACCCGCAUCAGCUAUAAAGAAUAUGGGAAUAAAAAGUACCUCAAAGAUAAUAAUGUCAGACGCUGGAGUUCCAAUAAUUAAGGGCUAUCACGGUUCUGAUCAGUCUGUAAAAAAAUUAAAGGAAGAGGCUUCAAAAAUCGGAUAUCCCAUAAUGAUAAAAGCGGUUAGGGGAGGAGGUGGUAAAGGAAUGAGGAUAGCCCAUUCUGAGAAAGAUUUCGAAGAAGCACUUCAGUCGGCUCGUACCGAAUCUGAAAAAUCUUUCGGGGAUUCUGAUGUUUUACUAGAGAGGUUUGUGUCUGAACCUCGACAUGUCGAAGUUCAAAUAUUUGCGGACACUCACGGUAAUGCUGUCCAUUUGUUUGAACGCGACUGUUCUGUACAGAGAAGACAUCAGAAAAUAAUCGAAGAAGCUCCUGCGCCUGGCUUAGCAAACGAUUUACGAAAUAAAUUAGGCUCAGCCGCUGUAAGGGCUGCCAAGGCAGUGGGCUAUGUGGGGGCUGGUACUGUAGAAUUUAUUUUGGACCGAACAACGCACGACUUCUUUUUUAUGGAAAUGAAUACGAGGUUGCAAGUGGAACACCCUGUUACGGAAAUGAUAACAGGGUACGACCUGGUCGAAUGGCAAAUAAAAAUUGCAGCCGGCGAAAAGCUUCCUGUUGAACAGGAAAAUAUAAAUUUCAAAGGUCAUGCAUUCGAAGCCAGGAUUUACGCAGAAGACCCUAAAGGUGGAUUCCUACCAGGGGCAGGACCUUUGCUCUAUUUAUCAACACCUGAACCGGCAAAAGACGUACGGAUUGAAACCGGAGUACAAGAAGGGGAUGAAGUUUCGAUUUACUACGACCCCAUGAUUGCCAAACUGGUGGUUUGGGCAAAAGAACGAACAGUUGCCCUUAAUAAAUUAAGAACCAACCUACUAAAUUACAAUAUUUCAGGUGUAGAGACGAACAUAAACUUUCUUUUAACUCUUACAAAACAUCCAGAAUUUACGAAAGGAAAUGUUCACACCAAUUUUAUACAUGACCACAACAAAGAUCUUUUCCCGGAAGUUAAACCAUCUCAAAACCAAUUAAUUCAGGCAGCUUUAGCAGUUAUACUGUCGGAAAAACAUAAAGAAAAUACGGAAGCAAUUAGACAAAACAAUCAAUUCAAUCCAUUUAUUGUCGAGUCUGGUUUCAGGGUAAAUUAUUUACAUAAACGAACAAUUAAAUUAAUAUUUAAUAAUGAAGAGUACGAGUUAGUAAUUCAGUAUUUGGGAAAAAAUGAUUAUAAUGUUUCACUGGAUAAGGGUAAUAGCUGGAUAAAAGUUGGUGGAAGUCUCAUUAAAGAAAAUAAUGUUUCAACUCUUGAUUUCUUCAUUGAAGAUUACAGGGGCUCUACUAAAUUUUAUUUAAAUGACGAACAUAUAGCUCUCUUUGAUCUGGGAGGUAAAAUUCAAUUUAAUUUCGAAAACAAGCAAUUUUGGAUAGACGAAAAUGAAAGCGGUUCAGGUGAAUUAGAUAAUAGAGCCGUUGCUCCAAUGCCAGGAGUUAUUGAUAGGGUAUUAGUACAAGAAGGUGACAUUGUUAAUGAAGGUGAUUCACUACUUGUAUUGAUGGCGAUGAAAAUGGAAUAUAUAAUAAAAGCCCCGAGAAACUGCAAGGUUGUUAAGGUACCUCAUCAAGCAGGUGAAAAUGUUUCUAAAGGCUCUGUUCUUGUGGAAAUGGAGGAUAUUAAGUAAUAUUAAGACGGGUUAAUUUAAUGUUAUUUUUGUAAUAAAUGCACAUUUUUUAUCUUA